This is a messenger RNA of Gekko japonicus, 3337 nucleotides long. It is a transcript of the gene ALKBH8, whose product is annotated as alkB homolog 8, tRNA methyltransferase. The transcript is spliced from 12 exons. NCBI's taxonomy places the organism in Eukaryota, Metazoa, Chordata, Lepidosauria, Squamata, Gekkonidae. The record is from RefSeq and is a predicted model, not a curated record. Gene Ontology annotation, molecular function: RNA binding; S-adenosylmethionine-dependent methyltransferase activity. The coding region runs from base 44 to 2002 and encodes 652 amino acids.
GCAUGGCUGCCUCCUGUAAGUGGCCUCUCAUGACAUAUUCAACAUGGAAAUAGACAGUGUCAGAAAACCGAACCAGAAACUCAGUAAGACGGAAAAGAAAUUGCGACAGAAACAGGUGAAGGCCAGAAAUACCUUACUGAGGCAUGAGGGCAUUGAGUGUGUCUCGUCACCUACAAAGAGCCUGGUUAUUGCCAAUGGUGGUCUGGGUAAUGGCAUAGGUAGAUGCCAACUGCUUAGCAUGGUAGAAGAAUGUGGCUCUGUGGAAGCUCUCUUAAUGCCACCAAAUAAACCCUAUUCAUUUGUGAAAUAUGGGCUGAUUGAAGACUGCAAGCGAGCCUAUGACACUCUCAAUGGGAAGGAGAUAAUGUUAGAAGACUCCAGCCAAGGCAUCGUUCUCUAUGUCAACUUUGUGGGAAAAGUUCCUUGGGAGGUCACAACACCUACGGCCUUGCCUCCAGGGCUGAGGGUAAUUGAAGAUCUGGUUUCUCCCGAAGAAGAAAGGCGACUUUUGGAAAGCAUUGAUUGGACAGAAGAUGAGGUCAUUCCAAAUGCUCAGAAGUCUUUGAAACACAGGAGAGUAAAGCAUUUUGGAUAUGAGUUUCGGUAUGAUAACAACAAUGUGGAUAGAGACAGACCAUUGCCUGGAGGUCUCCCAGAGCUCUGUAACGUGAUUCUUGCCAAGUGCCUGAAGUUGGGAUACAUUAAGGAGAAACCUGAUCAACUAACCAUAAAUCAGUAUGAACCUGGACAAGGAAUCCCCCCUCAUAUAGAUACACAUUCUGCUUUCGAGGAUGAGAUAAUUUCUCUCAGUUUAGGAGCCGAGAUUGUGAUGGACUUCAAGCAUCCAGAUGGACAGGCAGUGGCAGUGAUGCUGCCUCAACGCAGUUUACUUUUGAUGAGUGGAGAAUCCAGAUACCUUUGGACCCAUGGCAUCACACCCAGGAAGUUUGAUAUUGUUCAAGCAUCUGGAGGAUGGAAAGUGGGAACUGUGUCUGCAAACAUUGGAGAUUUAACCUUAAACAAAAGAGGGAAAAGGACGUCUUUUACAUUCAGAAAAGUGAGGAGAAGUCCUUGCAAUUGUGUUUACCCUUCUGUGUGUGACAGUCAGCGUAAAGAUACAGCGCCUUCAUUCCCUGUCAGUGAUAGCGACGCUUCGAAGCUAGAGGAGAAGUACGUCCAUGAGGUUUAUGAGGAAAUUGCUGGGCAUUUCAGCAACACCAGACACAGCCCUUGGCCACGAGUAGUUGAAUUCCUUAGUGGCUUACCGUGUGGAGCUGUGGUGGCUGAUGUUGGCUGCGGGAAUGGAAAGUAUUUAGGAGUCGGCAAGGAUUUGUAUAUGCUUGGCUGUGACCGUAGCAAGAAUCUUGUGGACAUCUGUGGACAGAAGGGAUCUCAGGCUUUCGUGGGUGAUGCCCUCUCUGUGCCAAUACGAAGCGGCACGUGUGAUGCCUGUAUCUCCAUUGCUGUGGUUCACCAUUUCUCAACAGCAGAGAGAAGGCUGGCUGCUCUUUGUGAGUUAGUCCGUUUGCUGAGGCCGGGUGGAAGGGCUCUCGUUUAUGUCUGGGCUAUGGAACAGGAAUACAACAAACAGAAGUCUAAGUACCUGAAAGAAAAAAGAUCUCGCAGAGGCGGGAUGGAGGAAACAAAUGGUGGUGCAUGUGAGAGGGAUCACCAAUAUUUGGUGCACCCCAAUAAUGGCACAAGCCAGGAAACCCACCCCAAGCUUCCCGUGCAUACCAACAGAACUUCCUUUGACUCCCAGGACUUGCUAGUCCCUUGGCAUCUGAAAGAUGGCACAAAGAAAAAAGCGGAGCCAAUUAAAUCUCAUCAACCGCCGUCAAAUUCUGCAAACUCGUGUAAACCAAGUCCUGUCUUCCACCGUUAUUACCAUGUCUUCUGUGAAGGAGAACUAGAAGAGGUCUGCAAAAGCCUGGAUUGCAUAAAGGUCGUAGAGAGUUACUAUGAUCAAGGAAACUGGUGUGUGGUUCUUGAAAAGCGGUAACAUCAUUCGAGUCCGAGAGAGACAAGUGGACUAUAAAUAAUGUAAAUAAAUAAAUUAACUUUAUUUAAAAAAAUACUUUGCAAGCAACUGAAGCGAAAGGGGGACAUUUUAACCUACAUAUUUGUUUGCAGUGAUGUUCCUGAAACUCAUAUUUUGAUCGUGUCCACUUUUUAAGUCUGCUUUUAGAUGUCUAAAAAUAAUGUUGUCUUUAUGUUACUGCUUAUGGUUCUUGUUUGUCUCCUUGAAUCACCUGCAGCAGAUGGCUCAGUGCCACCUUGGAUAAUUUGGUGGGCUGGCUGGUGCCAGGGUAUUUGCAACAACCCUGAACAUCCAAAGUGGUUGCCAUCUUUUUCACCACUCCGGAUGAAGAGCCCACGCAUAUUCCUAGCUGAACCAAACGUUGUUUCCCCUUUUCACCAAGCAGCUUAGUGGUACAGUUGUGACUUUUGUAAUUGGAUUUUGUGCGUUGAGCCCAAACUCCACAAGCAUUCAGUUGGAUCAAGGUCUACAAUGACAACUCUGCAUCUGGACAAACACAAGUGGAGCAGAACUCACAGAAGGAAUCUUUGCCACCUUUAUCUUCUUUCUGCUUUAUCCUUCCCCCUCCCCCCCCCAAAAAAGCUGAGGAGGAGCUGCAAUUGAAAGGGAGAAUUUUUGUGUGAACUCUUCUGCAAACAUUAUAAGACUGAGUAUGAAGAGGAGAACAGUUUCCAUGAAAUCCUACUGUGCCUGCAUUCUUUUACACUUUUUUUUCAAUUUAUGAGUUUGGUAUACCAAGUUAGGUUUAUUUAAGGAUUAUAGAUAGUACAAAUAGAGAACUAAUGAGAAAAACAAGAGAGAGAAAAAACAUAAAACAAGGCAAUACAAAUAAGAGUCUGUGAAACUUAUUAGUACAGUCUUGAAUUCAGGAAUGUAUUGUUUAUAUCAUUAUUUUAUCAUUUAGAUCAUUUUUUUGUUUUACACUGCAAACAUUUCCCAGCUUGCUGCUUAAUAAAUUUAACAUUUGCCCCUAGUCUUCACAAUGCAUGAUGAUUUAAUUAUACUUCUAACCUCCCACAAUCUGCUUUCAUAAACGUAGCCUUUAGGAACUGGAGAACGGUUUUUAAAGAUUUACAUUUAUUUUAAUAUUAAACAAAGUGCAACAGAUAUUUACAAAUGGCCAGUAAUCCAUAAACAACAGACAAUGGCACCACACCAUGAAAAAAGAACAGUUCUGAAUAGUAAAAUGCCAUGGUUGAGGAUAAACGUUGUCCAUCAGAACAGCUGACCAAAGGCCAUACUGGAGAAACAUUCAAUCAUUCUAUUCAAUGCCAUAGGACUCUAAAUAUUUUCUUA